Messenger RNA from Carassius gibelio (silver crucian carp), 1474 nucleotides. RefSeq names its product ankyrin repeat domain-containing protein 46. The transcript is spliced from 4 exons. Gene Ontology annotation, molecular function: protein binding. Bases 173 to 859 code for a protein of 228 amino acids. The record is from RefSeq and is a predicted model, not a curated record. Lineage: Eukaryota; Metazoa; Chordata; Actinopteri; Cypriniformes; Cyprinidae.
CAGCGGUAGGGGGCGCUGUACGCGCUCAAAAGCACAGUCAUCACUGCAGCUGUAGUAACACAAACAACACAGAUAGACGUAAGCAACGGGACUUGAAGAAGCUCAAAACAUUUCUCCUGUGAUACUGCUUCACAUAACAGUUACGCUGGAAUUUUCGGAGACCGACUCAGACAUGUCAUAUGUCUUCAUCAGUGACUCGUCACAGACCAGUGUGCCGUUACUGCAGGCUUGUGUCGAUGGGGACUUGAGUUUUGCUAGACGUCUGCUGGAGGCUGGCUGUGACCCCAACAUUCGUGACCACAGGGGCCGCACUGGUCUGCAUCUGGCAGCGGCGCGAGGUAAUGUGGACAUCUGCCGCUUCCUGCACAAGUUCGGUGCAGAUCUGCUGGCCACCGAUUAUCAGGGCAACACUGCACUGCACCUGUGUGGACAUGUGGACACCAUUCAGUUCCUGGUGUCCAACGGCCUCAAGAUUGAUAUUUGUAACCACAAUGGCUCGACACCACUGGUGCUGGCUAAGAGGAGAGGGGUCAAUAAAGAUGCCAUUCGGUUACUAGAAGGACUUGAAGAGCAAGAGGUCAAGGGCUUCAACAGAGGAGCCCACUCCAAACUUGAAGCCAUGCAGAUGGCUGAGAGCGAGAGUGCGAUGGAGAGCCAUUCAUUGUUGAAUCCAAACCUGCAGAACAGCGAGGGUGUGCUGUCCAGCUUUCGCUCCACCUGGCAGGAGUUUGUGGAGGACUUGGGCUUCUGGAGGGUGCUGCUGCUGCUGCUGGUCAUCGCCCUUCUUUCUUUGGGCAUUGCUUACUAUGUUAGUGGCGUUCUGCCCUUUUCUGCAAGUCAGCUGGAGUUGGUCCACUGAGGGCCAGAUUGUGUUAUCUCGGGACCAGACGAGUCCAACUUUGAACUAAAGGGAGGUUUGAGUGGACUCUGAAGGUACACUGAAGGUUCCUCAUAGUACAGGAUUAGGUCUAAUGUGAAGUUUAGAAACAAUCUUGUUGUUCACACAGGUGAGGUCGAGUGACAGCGUUCACAUGAUGAUGGCUGCACUAUGAAGGAAAACUGAAAGGUUAAGGUAUUUAUGGGAGAAACGUUUCUCAGAUACACCUAAAGUGAUGUAAACCCAUUUCCCACAGAUCUUUCCAUGGUCACUGAACCUGGCCAACUGUUGAACCGUAGACAUACGCACUUGUAAUAAUUUGUAAGCAAAUUAUGUAAGGUGAUGUAAGCAGCAUUAGAUGACCGUUGUAGAUCAGGCAUGAUGUUUUCAUCCUCGUAUUUACCUAUUUUCUUUUCCGUCAUCUUUAUUUUAAAUCAUCUUUAUUCUUAUCUUUAUUGUGUAAGUAUGACAGUCGACCAGUUAACACACACAUAUGCUAAUUUACUUAUCUAUGAUUCAACAAUGUAACAUGAAACAUUGUUUAAAGUAAUAUGUAAAAUGUUAUAUAUAUCAAUAAAUGAUGAUUGACAAAACUUA